Lactuca virosa is the source of this 375-nucleotide messenger RNA. NCBI's taxonomy places the organism in Eukaryota, Viridiplantae, Streptophyta, Magnoliopsida, Asterales, Asteraceae. The record is from the annotation of a GenBank genome assembly.
AUGUACAGUCAACUCUCCUUACAAAUCUAUCAGAGUUUAGGAGAAGUGGAAACCAACGUUUCUCAGAGAAAGGGGGAGCGGAAAGGAACUCACCGCAAGACUUUGCAUUUCAUCAUCUUUGACAACGAAAAACGGAAUGCAAAAGUUGAAAAAAAGCGUAGAGCCCUAAUCGUAUACAGAAACAUAUGGAGAGCGAACACGACGUCAAAUCGAGAAUUUGUUCAUCAAGUGAAGUUUGUCUUCCUCCGUAUCGUCCUCUGUUAUGCUAUGAACAGAGAAAUCAACAGAUGGAAAAUAGAAAAUGGUGUGAGAAACGAUGAGGAUGAUGAUGGUGGUGGUCUUUCAAGUCUUUCAAGAAGACACGACGAACAAUAG